AUUACCUGUGUUUAUUAAAAUGGCGACACUCGAACGAGAUAUUUGCGCGGGAAUGAUAAUUCUAUCAUAAUUUUUAGUUUGAGACAGGAUUAAUCAUAUAUGAUAUGUAAUGCAAUAUAAAAUUACUUUAAAUAUACAUAUUGCAUGUAAACAUGAAGAAACGUCAAUUGUCACAGAGAAAGAUACCUGCUUAUAAUAAUGUUGAAAAAUCUCAGACAAAAAUAUCAUCAUUUUUUACAAAAAUUCCAAAGCUUGACAUAAGCAACAAUGAGAUUGUAUCAAAUUCAAACUCAUCUCAAGUCUCAAUUGCACAGAAAAGAAAAGAAAAAGGUGACUCAUUUGAUGAAGGAUCAUGUAUAAGUAUUAAGAAAACAUGUAAUGCAAGUAACAAUAUAUUGAAGGAACAUUGUGUUGUAAAGACGGACAACAUUACAUCGCAUGAAGAUUCAGUAUUAUUAUCUGUAACAAAAGAUUUAGAAGACACAUAUGAUAAUUUUUUAGAGAAUGAAGUAGUUUGUGAUAAUGUACCGUUUGAAAAAGUUAAUAAAAAAGUAAGUAUAGUGAAAACCAAAAUGAAGAUAAAUACAUCGCAGAAUUCUGUAAAUGCUAGAAAUACAAAUACUUCAAAAGUCAUGGAUAAUAAUGAUUAUAUUCUUAAAGAGUCACAAGAUCUAAAUACUACUACUUUAAAGUCGCCUUUAUUGGCCGAAAUGUCUACCUGUAAAGAAAUUAAUUUAAAGAAAAUGGAAUCUUUUCAGUACUUCUCUAUGAUAGAUGGAGAUGAAUUUGAUGAUAGUUUCUUUGAUCAGCAAUGUCAUGUACAGAUUAAUCUCACUACUUUGCAAAGAUGUAAAAUAAUUGAUAUCAAACAUGAACCGAGAAUUACCAUUCUAACACUACAGCACAUAGAAUCUGAAAAUACCGAUACUGUUGCAUGUUCAGGAUUUUGGAAAGAUGUGCAAGUGAAAAUUGAUGAUAUUGUCACGAUACAGGCUAAAAAAGAUUUGCAGCAAUGGAUUAUUGAUAAUAAUAAUGGUUUUCUCAUCACGCAGCCUGAUAUAUUAAUAUCAGGCACAACAAUAACGAGUGGUUUAUUUUGCAAUAGACGAGCAAUAUUGACCGAUAAGUUUAGAAAGAUAGAGUCGUUGCCAAGUUUGAAUGCUGAUUAUUCUGUAAUGACCAUAGGAUCUUUAGUUCAUCAGUGGCUACAAAAAGCUCUAUGGGAAAAUAUCUACGCGCUGUCCGACGUGAUCAAGUUGCUUGACGAUAUGUUACAAUCGAAAAGCACGAUAGACUAUCUCUACACGUCGGAACUGUCGCUCGCAGAUUGUCGGAAACGCAUGAUGGAGUACGCGCCGAGAAUUUUCGAGUUUAUUCAGCAUUAUAUCAAGGGCAACAAGCAACAACGUAUAAGCGACUUAAAGAAUAACUUUCAGGGGAAUAUUUGUAAUAUACAAGACAUCGAGGAGAACAUUUACAUACCGAAAUUAGGUAUAAAGGGAAGAAUAGACGUGACGGCGGAGGUGAAUAUUAAUUCGAAAAGAAAAAUCAUGCCUUUGGAAGUGAAAACCGGAAAAGCUUCUUACUCGCCUGAGCAUAAGGGCCAAGUUAUUCUCUAUCUCAUGAUGAUGGGCUUCAGAGAUCAGAAUAUCGAUACUGGUCUUCUAUUGUAUUUGAAAGAAAACGCGAUGCAGGAAAUUAAAAGCAGUCAUCACGAGAAAAGAGAUUUGAUAUUGCUGCGGAAUACCUUGGUGCAUUAUUUCUCCAAAAAGUCUGAAGACUUUCAUAGCAUAAGUUCGGAAUCGGAUUUAAAGGCGAUGGAAUUGCCAGAGCCUAUAAACCAUAGUGCAUGCAGCAGAUGUCCCUAUCAAACUCUAUGUUGCGCGUAUUUGACGAGGGACCUAAAUACUAAUUUGUCGCCAUCGCAUUCCCUAACGGCGCCGAUGAAGAAACUUCUGGAAGAUUUUGAAUCUAGUCACUUGAAUUAUGUUAUGAAGUGGAUCGCAUUACUGCAACUGGAGGAAACUUACGAGAAUAAUAACAACAAUUUAAGCAACAUAUGGACGAUGAAUCCGGAAAAGAGAGAGGCGAGAGGAACAUGCAUCUGUAACUUGAAGGUUGUAGGCAAAGUGGUGGUGGAGCAAGAUAGAUAUCGGCAUAAGUUUGCACGUGUUAAUAUCAAGGGUGAGACCAUCGAGAAUGGCACAUUCAACAGCGCAUUUACCGAGAAUGAUUAUAUUAUCAUCAGUACGGACGCACGAAUUAAUAUAGCUGCCGGAUAUAUAAUGCAUGUUUCGCAUGAUACUGUCGCAGUCUUAUUAGAUAAGGAUGUUACGCGACAAAACGCUCAUUCUACGUUCCAUAUCGAUAAAUACUCUUCCAUGGGUUUAUCCACUUUCAAUUAUGCGAAUGUAGCUGGUCUGUUGAGCAAUGACGAGACCAGCGUCAGACUUCGGCGCAUCAUCAUCGACAGGACACCGGCCACGUUUGCAGAGAAGUUGCCUCGCUCAGUCGUAUCAGCUAGCGUCAAAAUAAUAAGCGACCUUAACGAGAAUCAACAGAGGGCUGUGCUGAAGGCAUUAGCCGCCAACGAAUACGUUCUGAUAAAGGGCAUGCCGGGCACAGGGAAGACACAAACACUGGUAGCAUUGAUAGAGCUGCUGCAAGCAUUGGGAUCCAGCGUUUUGAUCACCGCGCAUACGCACAGCGCGGUGGAUAACGUCCUGUUAAAGUUGCUGGAACGUAACAUUGAUUUUCUGCGUCUGGGCUCGACGAAGCAGAUACAUCCGUUAUUGACAUGCAAGAGCGAGGAAUACGCAUUGGCGAGUUGUGACUCGCCGGAGAAUUUAGAGAUACUUUACAAUAGCAAACAGAUCAUUGGCGUGACCUGUUAUGGCGCGUAUCACGCUCUUCUUAGGAGACGCACUUUCGACGUAUGCGUGGUGGACGAGAGCGCGCAGAUCAUGCAGCCCACGGUGCUGCGUCCAUUGUAUAGCACACGCAAGUUUAUCCUCGUCGGGGAUCCGGAUCAGCUGCCGCCUGUUGUCAGGAACAAAACGGCCGCGAGGCUUGGCGGGGACGAGUCCCUAUUCAUCAGGCUCGAUAGCGACAACAAUACCGUUAAUCUGUCGAAACAGUAUAGAAUGAACGGGAGAAUCAUGAGAUUGGCCAACGACGCGACAUACCGUGGCCAGUUGAUAUCGGGCAACAAACAGGUGGAAAAUGCGACUUUAACCGGCGUCAACAUGGAGCAAUAUCUUUCGUCUUGUGAAAAGUGGAUAAGAAGCACACUUUCCAGAAAUUUAGAUGACUCAGUGGUGGUGCUCGAUACUGGUAGCACUUACAACUUGAAGGUAGAAUCUGGCAACAGAAAUGCCCAGGUAUGUUCAAAUGUCUGGGAAGCAGCUAUUAUCCUGCGCCUCGUUCAAGUGCUUACUAAAGCAGGUGUGAGCAGUAGAAAUAUAGGAGUCAUUGCACCUUAUAACGCUCAAAUAAAUUUACUGAAAAAGAUUAUAGACAGGGAAGUGGAAGUGAACACUGUGGAUCAGUAUCAGGGACGCGAUAAAGAUGUUAUAUUGUAUUCAUGUACAAAGAGCAUGGAAUACGACACGAAGAAAGAAUUCGAGAUAUUGGAUGACCAGCGACGUUUGACGGUAGCUAUCACUCGCGCGAGACAUAAGCUGAUUAUAAUCACUGAUAAAAUCACUUUGAUGAGAUAUACGCCAUUUAAAAAUCUGUUUGAUGUCAUUGAUGAGAAGAAUGUGAUAAGUUUACAUAAUGGCGAAGAAGACUUUAACUGGGAAAGUCUCAUUUCUAGAAUUGACAAUAAUGACAAAGAAUUGAAAGAGUAAUCAAAGGACACCAUUUAACAAUAUAUAAAAAAUAGAUUAAUAAUAAAUUAAUAGUUGAAAGUUUUCAAUAUUUAAAGUAUAAUGUAAAAUAUGAUAAAGCACAAUCGCAAAAGU
This is a messenger RNA of Formica exsecta, 3965 nucleotides long. RefSeq names its product DNA replication ATP-dependent helicase/nuclease DNA2-like. The transcript is spliced from 2 exons. Lineage: Eukaryota; Metazoa; Arthropoda; Insecta; Hymenoptera; Formicidae. Gene Ontology annotation, molecular function: single-stranded DNA helicase activity; 5'-flap endonuclease activity. Gene Ontology annotation, biological process: replication fork reversal. Gene Ontology annotation, cellular component: cytoplasm. The record is from RefSeq and is a predicted model, not a curated record. Bases 153 to 3851 code for a protein of 1232 amino acids.